AUGUUGAAGAGUUUGUACAAAGAGCUCCAGAAGGAGCUUUUGGUUGCUCACAGAAAGUCAUAUGCUGUUCACUGGAAGAAGAAUUUGGAGAAAAAUAAGGCAAAACUUAUGUACACCAAAUUACAACUAAUCAAAUCGAGAAAACCAACCGGAGAAGUUGAAGCACAAAUCAAGGCUCUCGAGAGUGGAAAGAUAGAGUAUCCGCCUUUAAAGACAGAAGGUGUCCGCGAACUUGUGGAUUCAGAUAAUGAUAUUGCUAACUUAAAGAAUGUGAUCACUUACUUGAGGAAUCAAAGAGUUUACAAUGAGCUCCUUGAGAGAUAUAGCCCUGGUUUGACCAUGUCACAGGAAGACAAUGUGAGAAAAACAGCAAAUAUGGUCGGUUUGGCAGUCCCUGAGAAUUGA
This is a messenger RNA of Sungouiella intermedia, 405 nucleotides long. The record is from the annotation of a GenBank genome assembly. Lineage: Eukaryota; Fungi; Ascomycota; Pichiomycetes; Serinales; Metschnikowiaceae.